Papaver somniferum (opium poppy) is the source of this 531-nucleotide messenger RNA. RefSeq lists its product as uncharacterized. The transcript has a single exon. NCBI's taxonomy places the organism in Eukaryota, Viridiplantae, Streptophyta, Magnoliopsida, Ranunculales, Papaveraceae. The record is from RefSeq and is a predicted model, not a curated record. The coding region runs from base 1 to 531 and encodes 176 amino acids. Gene Ontology annotation, molecular function: nucleic acid binding; RNA-DNA hybrid ribonuclease activity.
AUGAUAAAAGAUCUGUGGCUUGUGGCAAAUCUUGCUAUCACAAUGGAGCUAUGGAAGACCCGGAACAGAAAUUACUUUGAUGAUGCUCCGGUGAAUUGGCUUGGCUUCAAAGGAAGGGUCUAUCAAACAAUACGAGACAAUUCUAGCCGAAUGAAAGGGAAUAUGCACAACACUCAAGGUGACUUGAGGAUUCUAAAUUAUUUCAGAGUUCAACACAGAUCUUGCAAGGUCAACAUCCCGAUGGAGAUAAGCUGGACUCCUCCUAAUCCUGACGAAAUCUUGAUAUGCUGCGAUGGAGCCUCGAUGGGUAACCCAGGCCAAGCAGGCUCAGGAGUAAUAUUUCGCGAUCUAAGCUCAGCGGUCCUUGGAUCUCUUUCUGUUGGUCUGGGCUGGCAGACCAAUUUCUAUGCGGAAAUAGCAGCUGUUAUCUAUGGAGCAGUUGUGGCUCAGAAGUGGGACAUUAAAAAUCUCUGCAUACGUUCUGAUUCGAUGAGUUGUAUACAAGCCUUUCAGAAAAAUGAACUUCCUUGA